ACGAAUGUACACCUAGUAAUUAUAAUUUGAAAAAAAAAAAAAAAAAACCCCACGACAAAUCACAAUGCAUAACUUAGCAAAACUUUUGGGCCCUUUCAAAAUUUAAAAUUUAAAUAUCCAUAUCCCAAUUGGGCCUCGUCCCUAUAUAUACUUCCACCUCCCAUGCAAACAAUACAUAUUUCUCAUACAAAAAUCAUUAAAUCAACCACUAGGAAAAGCGCUUUAAGGAAAACAAACAGGGAUGACGAUGAAGCAGCCGGAGGACGUUGAUCGAUCAGAAGCACCCCAACUUUGCAAAGCGGGUUGUGGGUUUUAUGGGAAUUUGAAAACCCGAAACCUUUGUUCUGUUUGCUUUAAGGUUGUGCUUCAGAAGGAGGCAUCCAAACAGACAGUUAUCGCAGUUAAUGUAGCUGAUACAGUCCCACUGAAAAAGCAUCAUAGUGUUGAAGUCAAGAAGAAGAACAGAUGCCAGGUCUGCAACAAACGGGUUGGGUUGAUCGGGUUUGGGUGUAGAUGUGGUCAUAGUUUCUGCGGGUUGCAUCGGAUGCCUGAGGAACAUGCUUGCAAGUUCGAUUUCAAGGCUGCCGGCCGUGCCGUUUUAGAGAAAGAGAACCCGGUUUGCGUGGCCGAUAAACUAGAGACAAGAAUUUAAUAAUUCAUCUU
Messenger RNA from Helianthus annuus (common sunflower), 663 nucleotides. RefSeq names its product AN1-type zinc finger protein 5. The record is from RefSeq and is a predicted model, not a curated record. Bases 242 to 652 code for a protein of 136 amino acids. Gene Ontology annotation, molecular function: DNA binding; zinc ion binding. The transcript has a single exon. Lineage: Eukaryota; Viridiplantae; Streptophyta; Magnoliopsida; Asterales; Asteraceae.